GCAGCAUCCUCGCUGCCCGGAGCGGAGGGAGCAGCGAGCACUUCGUCCAAACAGUUCUAGCUCCGCACUUAACGUGCCCGGCGGAGUCGUGUACCGGGGGGGGAGCGAAGGGAGGGAGGUGGGAGAGGAAGAAAAGCCGUGACACUGUGUUUCCUCCUCCUGUCUCUGAAGAGGAGGAGUGGGAGGGGAAGCUCCAAAGCCACUUCGGGCGCUGCGCCUCUACGUGCGGGAGGCUCUACCGAGCAUCCUCCUCUCAGCUGGAAAGCCGGGUGCGCUGCCCGCUCUCCGGCGGCUGGUUCCCCCUUUCCCGACACUCCGGCUCCUGCCUCGGUAGCUCUUCAGGGCAGCAUCUCCUCGGAGCAGAGGGCGGCCAGGUCCCCAAAGUGAAGGAAAAAUUCUGAAAUGCAGAAAGGCUUAUUUGCUGCCGCAAAUGGGAAUCUGGAAUAACUAUGAAAAACACACUGAAAUAAUUGUGUUUGACUGGAACAAAAUUCUUGCAAAGUCCCCAAGGAUGAGAUUCUGUGCCAAAUCAAUGCUUCUGUCUGACUGGCUCUUUCUGGUCUAUGUGUUAAUGGUCUGCUGUAAAUUGUUGUCCGCCUCUAGCCACCAUCCCCGGGGGCACACAGGCCAGCACCAAGUCAAACAAGGGACAUGUGAAGUUGUGGCAGUGCAUCGUUGCUGCAAUAAGAACCGGAUUGAAGAACGAUCACAAACAGUCAAGUGCUCCUGUUUCCCAGGGCAGGUGGCUGGUACGACAAGGGCUCAGCCCUCAUGCGUGGAAGCUUCCAUUGUCCUGCAGAAGUGGUGGUGUCAUAUGAACCCCUGUUUGGAUGGAGAGGACUGUAAAGUGCUGCCAGACUAUUCAGGUAACACGGUAGCAAAGGAUAAACCUGUGGGUCACUACCAGAAUGAUGGCAUGUGCAACUCUUGCUUGGCUUUUACACAGAGACCCUUUCUUGUGGUGAUGCUGUCCACUUAAUUCUUUGAACUUGCAAAACUAGUCAGCAAAAAGGACAACACUUCUCCUUUCAACUGUGGCUGCAGUUCCUGGACCUGCAUUUUGCUACACAGAAUGGUACAUUUUCAUUUCAUAAGAAAACGCAAGGAGAAUUGGUUCUGCCUGAAGUGAAACUUGGAUUCCCAAGGACCUGACACCUGGCAGAAAUUCCUGGAAGAACACACCUGAACUUCUGCAGUGCAUCAAGGAUAAGACUUUCUUAAUGACUCUAAGAUAUAUAAAAUUGUUUUACAUGAGUUGAGAACAUGAAUGUAACCUAAGGAGUCAUAGAAAGAAAAUGCUUGCGUUAGGACUGAUAUGGAUGAUCUCAAAGGUCUUUUCCAAUCUAAACGAUUCCAUGAUUCUAUGGAUUGUUCUGGGGUACUUCUCACAUACAAUGCAACAUAAAAAUACAAAGCUGAUCCCAAUGGUAAGUGAAUUAGCAGGACAGUGUUAGCAAAUUAUGUCUCGGUGUGUUUUCAGCUGUGAUUCUGUAACUAUCAAGGUUGUAUGAAGGUGAAAAGAUGGAACUUAGUAGCAAUUAUUGUAGGACAUACUUUGGUUAUAUCUGUGUAAUUAAAUUUGUUUCCUUAGAUAGUUCUAGAUAGCUGAACUUUUACAUUCAUAAGUUAUGGCAGGAAAGCAUGAGGAAGAGAGAAAUUUUGGAAGUAGACGUAGUUUUUCUUGUCCUAAAAUAAAUCCAUUCUCCAGGGGAAUAGCAAAGUAUACAUAUUUCUUGCCUCUUUGAAUCCAGAUGUGGAAAAGAAUUUAGCCAUUAGCUAGAAAUAUUCAUUCAGAUGCCUCAAAAAAAAGAAAAUAAAAAGAGAGCAUGCUUGUACUGCAUAAGUAAGGCUUACUGGAAGGAGGAUAAUUUGUUUGGGUUUUCAUAGCUUUGGUUAUAUCCUAAUAGGUAAUGUACUUAAAAUUCAUAAGCAAAAUUCUAGAUAAAAAUGAAUCUUCAUUUUCAAUUAGUUCUUGUUUAGAAUGAUUACAAUAAUUAAAUGUCCAGUUCCUUGACAGACUGAAUUUCCAAGUGGUUACAUUUUGUGACAGAUAAUUGUUCCAUAUUAUUGUAGAUGCAUUUCAUACUUAUUUUCUUAUUUGCCUGUUACAGUUUCUUGUCAUCAGUCUUCAUAUAUUGAACAGUAAGUGGAGGUGAAUUCUGUUCCCCAUUACAUCAUUUUAUGACUUAAGAUGCAUUGGAACAGAGUAAAAUGCAACGAUGCAGAUGCUAUCAUGCAGAUGAACAGCUGCUGACUCAGCUACUGAAUUCAUUGUUGUGCUUUAUGUAAAUAUGAGGGUAAUAUAUAUAUAAUUUUUACAUAGACAGAAAAGCAAAAAGAAAAAGAAUGUUCUACUAAUUUACGUCAUUGUGCAUAAGCUUUCUAGUUUAUGGGAACAAUACCAUCAGCAGCGUGAAGCUGUUCAGAGUAAUUAUUAUUAGCUUUUGAUUUGCUGGAGUGAGUGGAAGUAUCCAGCCAGGUAAUUCCAUUGAAGUCAGUGGUGGAAAGAUCUGGCCUUGUGUUUUUUGUUUUCUCUGGUUUAGUUCACUUUCAGUUAUGUAUUUGAUUACAGCUGGGAUCAUAGUGGUCAUUGUACUCAGUGAUAGCUAAACGAGAGAUUUUCUGCUCUAUGCUUGGACAGCUGAACAGUCAAUAGACUCUGCUUGCUCUGAUGAGCUCUACCUUCGUAAUAUUUUUCCAUUGUUUUGAUUUUCUGAUUAAAUUUUAAAAUUACCUUUACUA
Molecule: messenger RNA, 2742 nt
Organism: Columba livia (rock pigeon)
Lineage: Eukaryota; Metazoa; Chordata; Aves; Columbiformes; Columbidae
Gene: TAFA4
Product: TAFA chemokine like family member 4
Exons: 6
Coding region: 431-979 (182 amino acids)
Molecular function (GO): receptor ligand activity
Source: RefSeq, a predicted model, not a curated record